This is a messenger RNA of Glycine soja, 858 nucleotides long. RefSeq names its product protein MAIN-LIKE 1-like. Lineage: Eukaryota; Viridiplantae; Streptophyta; Magnoliopsida; Fabales; Fabaceae. Gene Ontology annotation, biological process: meristem maintenance; meristem development. The coding region runs from base 1 to 858 and encodes 285 amino acids. The record is from RefSeq and is a predicted model, not a curated record. The transcript has 3 exons.
AUGGAGCUUACAUCAGCAUGUUCAGUGGACACUAGCGAUCGGGGACUUAUAUUCGUUUUUGUGGAGAGGUGGCAUAAGGAAACUAGCAGUUUCCAUCUUCCUGUUGGAGAGGUGACCAUCACCCUGGAUGAUGUGGCCUCUCUACUUCAUCUUCAUAUUAUAGGCACAUUCAACAGCUUUGAGACUUCGCAUGUCGACAAAGCGGUGUUGAUGUUGGUGGAGUUACUUGAAGUCCCCAAAGAGGAAGCUAGAGCUAAAAUAGCACAAUGUCAUGGGGCAUACGUAUGCCUAUCACGGCUACGAGAUAUUUAUCAGAAUAAAUGGGAGGCCGAACAUUGGACUAUUGCAGGUCAUGCUUAUUUGUUGCAUUUGUUAGGUUGCACUCUUUUUUCUAACAAGAAUGCAACACAUGUUCAUGCUGGUUUUUUAGACGCUUUCCGGGACUUUAGUCAGAGUGGAAGCUAUGCAUGGGUAGCUAUCACCCUAGUUCAUAUGUAUGAUAAUUUGAAUGAUGCUUGUAAGAGCAGCAACCGACAGCUUGCUGGUUACAUCACCCUAUUGCAGUGUUGGAUGUAUGAGCAUUUUCCCUCUGUUGCUGAGUCUUUGACUGAUCCAGACUAUGCUGAGAUGUCACCACGUGCCUGCCGAUGGAUUUUUAUGAAGGCUUCUUCGAAGUCAUUACCAGCAUCUACGUACUGGAAACGUCUAGAUGGACUAACGAUUGCUGAUGUUUGUUGGAUGUUUUACGGUCAUAUACGAUGGGAUCACGUUGUCGUCAAACACCGACCAGAGAGGGAUAUGCGGAAAUCUGGAUAUGUUCAGACCAUUCCUUCAGAGACUACGGGUUCAAUGUUAUAA